Messenger RNA from Parathielavia appendiculata, 1745 nucleotides. RefSeq lists its product as uncharacterized. The record is from RefSeq and is a predicted model, not a curated record. The coding region runs from base 341 to 1558 and encodes 405 amino acids. The transcript is spliced from 2 exons. Lineage: Eukaryota; Fungi; Ascomycota; Sordariomycetes; Sordariales; Chaetomiaceae.
AAGGCGCGGCGCCUUUCUGAAGGUCGCCUGAGAAGCCGCUGUCCUCGCCCAGUGUUUGACCCAGUCAAUCCACACUUCUCCAGCCGAGCUGCCGUACGCCCUGAUCGACAGCACCAGACCAACACGAUCUGCCGGCCCUCCCUCGCGCCGCAAUCCUCACGCAGGUGGCCGCACCAUUUAAAGACGGGCAAACCGGGUUCCCUCGUCCAGAUGCUCGCGACCCCUUUAUCUCAGGCUAUCCAUUGAAAACAUCAGGAACAUCAUCAUUCCCAGUCUAAAGCCUCCUUCCGCCGCCACUGAACAACAACACCCGUCCCACGAUCAGCUGUGUUGCAACGCAAUGGGUUACAAUCGCGGGGCCUAUUCCGAAGAUUACUAUGACUCUCCGGCGUUGACGAGCCAGGUGUUAGAAGCGCGCUCUUCCUCAGUAUCUUCAACUUCAUCGGCGGCUUCCUCCUCCACAGCGCACCAGACAAUCUACACUCACCACGCCGGCAUUUCACGCACGCUUUCACCCGCAUCCAGUACUUCUGGUUCGGAAACAAACAAUGGUAUAUACUCCAGGAACCAGUACCCGGGGUUCGGCCAUGAGCACUUGCACACACCUCAACCUGAUCCACCGUCGCUCCCGUCUCAGUACCUUCAACCCCAAAUUGCUUCAUUCCCUUCGCCUUACCCGCCGGUUUUGAGCGCAAGACACUCCUCGAGAUCCUCCCCGUAUGGCGGCUACCCGGUAGGCGUUCUGCAUCAGCAGUCAUCGCCUUUGUCGUACGACUCCUACCCGUCCGCCAUGUAUCCGUUGUUCUCGGCCACGUCAUACCAUUCUCCGCCAGCUCUGCCGCCGCAGCAAGCGACACCAAUCGAUCAUCCCCCGUCAGCGAGCACGCAACGGGACAGCAAGACAUCAUCAGGCCCGGUUGACAGCGCAGAGGAUUUCGAGCAAUCAUUCGACGAUGUACUUAGCCUGUUGGAAGCGGAGCGCAACCCUGGGCACAGUAAUUCUGAGGAAUCAGGCACUUCCAAGCCGGGGAAAUCCAACUCCAAGGAACCAUGGGGGCUAGCGUGCUAUCACUGCUUAAAGCUCAAACUUUACCACCAGUUUGAGCUGAUGCAUCGGGGCCCUCCUUCCGCCAGGGAAGCAGGAGAUGCCGACGAGGAGACCGAGACACGGUCUUCGACACCAGGGACAACAAAACGGGAGCGGUCCGGCACGCCACCUGCGUCCUCAACAAGUCCAAGCUCCGGGUACUACGACCCGACAGUGACUCGGGCCAGCCUCAAGGAAUCAGCGGCCAGGAAUGGCCGCCGCGCUGGCCAGGCUUGUGCAAGGUCCAACCCGCGCAUCAAAAAGACAUAUGGCAUCCGGCGCUUCUGUAUUCAGUGUGGCCUGAGGCUGGGCAUCUACGAGCCUCGCGACGUGAUUGAGGUGCAGCGGCCCAGGUGGCCUGGGGAGGCCUACUGGAUUUGCGACUGCAGGAAGCUUCUCCGUCGGGACGGGGAAGAGGCUCGGUGUGAAGAUUGCAACUCAUGUGCGCCGUUCUCCUCCCCGUCGGACUAAAAAAAGGAGGAGUGAUUGCUAUCCCAUCCGACGCACUGUCAUGACCGGAGCCGGUGGCAGCACAACAAGCUGCGAUGCCGGAAAAUUUUCUGACACAUUGUUGUGUUUUUAGAAAACGUUUCGCCGGUGGGCAUCAGUAAACGAUGUCAAAGACCAUGCUACAACCCGGAGGACCCGGAGUUCGUCG